AUGCAGGGCUUGAACUUCGCCAUUUUCCUCGGCCUCGUAGCCGGUUCCCUAGCGGGCAACCUCGGCUAUGGCGGUCUAGCCGUCGGCCACGGAGUGGCUGUAGGCCAUGGACUCGGCUACGGAGGACUGGGAUACGGUGGACUUGGAUACAGUGGACUCGGCUACGGUGGACUCGGCUAUGGCGGUGGAGUAGGCUACGGCGUUGGGCUCGGCUACGGAGGUGGACUGGGCUACGGAGGCGGACUCGGCUUUGGAGGCGGGCUCGGCUACGGAGGUGGGCUCGGUUACGGCCUGGGCGGAGUCGGCUUCGCGGCUGCUCCCGUGGCUGUGGCUGCCCCAGUUGCAGUAGCUCGUCCAGUUGCGGUGGCCCACCAGGUCGUCCAUGUGGCACGUCCGGUCGUCCACGUGGCACGCCCUGUCGUCCACGUCGCUCGCCCAGUGGCGGUGGCCCAACCGGUGGUCCAUGUGGCCCGUCCAGUCGUUCACGUAGCACCACGCCCAGUUGUUCACUACGCACGUCCUGUCGCGGUGGCCCAGAGGUUCGUCACGGUGGCCCAGCCGGUCGCAGUGGCCCAGCCGGUCGCAGUAGCCCAGCCCGUGGUCGCCGUUGCUCGUCCUGCCGUGGCCGUUGCUAGGACUGUGACUGUGGCGCAGCCGGCCGUCGCUGCUGUGGGAGUGGGCCUCGGCGGAUUCGGCGGAUACGGCGGCGGAUUCGGCGGCGGAUUCGGCGGCGGACUUGGUGGCUACGGCGGCCUUGGCUACGGUGACGGACUCAGCUACGGACUCGGAUACGGCGGUGUUGGAUACGGACUUGGAGGCGGAUACGCCCUCGGAGGACUCAACUAUGGAGUGGGGGGUUACAAGUAUGCGCUUAGGAAGAAAUGA
Molecule: messenger RNA, 885 nt
Organism: Ixodes scapularis (black-legged tick)
Lineage: Eukaryota; Metazoa; Arthropoda; Arachnida; Ixodida; Ixodidae
Product: cuticle protein 16.5-like
Exons: 2
Coding region: 1-885 (294 amino acids)
Source: RefSeq, a predicted model, not a curated record